Pyrus x bretschneideri (Chinese white pear) is the source of this 1438-nucleotide messenger RNA. RefSeq names its product chaperone protein dnaJ 10. The record is from RefSeq and is a predicted model, not a curated record. The transcript has 10 exons. NCBI's taxonomy places the organism in Eukaryota, Viridiplantae, Streptophyta, Magnoliopsida, Rosales, Rosaceae. Bases 167 to 1186 code for a protein of 339 amino acids.
AGCUCUAAUUCAAACCUUGUCUUUAUCUCUUGUGGACUGAUGCAAGCUGUAGUUAUAGUCGUUCGAUUCAAUGAGUGGUUGGGAUUAGACUCUGAAACACAAUCCAUAUUUUGCUUGUCCAAAUUUCAUUGCCUGAGCCCUUGAAACCGGUUGUGAUCUGAGAAUUAUGGUGAAGGACACUGCCUACUAUGAAGUAUUGGGUGUCAAUGUCGACGCCUCUCAUGCUGAGAUAAAAAAGGCUUACUAUCUCAAGGCAAGGCGUGUUCACCCUGAUAAAAAUCCUGGAGAUCCAAAGGCUGCCGACAAUUUCCAGGCACUUGGCGAGGCUUAUCAGGUUCUAAGUGAUCCAGAGAAGCGUGAAGCAUAUGACAAGCAUGGAAAGGCAGGCAUACAACAGGAUUCCAUGGUAGACCCUGCAGCUGUGUUUGGAAUGCUUUUUGGAAGCGAAUUCUUUGAAGAUUAUGUAGGUCAACUUUCUUUGGCUUCUUUGUCAUCUGUUGAAAUUGAAGAAGAGACACAGGACCCUGAAGUCCGUAGGCAGAAAGUCACGGAGAAAAUGAGGGCCUUGCAGAAGGAAAGGGAAGCAAAGCUCAUAACUAUUCUGAAAGAUCGCCUUCAACCAUUUGUUGAUGGUUGUACAGAUGAUUUUGUAAAAUGGGCAAAUUCAGAAGCACGACGCCUCUCAUCAGCUGCCUUCGGUGAGGCUAUGCUGCAUACGAUUGGUUAUAUUUACACGAGGAAAGCUGCAAGAGAAAUUGGAAAGGACAAACGAUACAUGAAGGUACCAUUUUUAGCAGAAUGGGUGCGAGAUAAAGGACAUCAGAUAAAGUCACAGGUAGCAGCAGCUUCAGGUGCUGUAGCUUUAAUUCAACUACAGGAAGAUCUAAAGAAGUUGAACCAAGUUGAAAACAAGGAAGAGACCUUAAUAAAAGCCAUUGAAGAUAAGAAGGAUCUAGUGCUUAAUUCCCUAUGGCAGAUUAACGUCGUUGAUAUUGAGUCAACCUUGUCACAUGUCUGCCAAGCAGUACUUAAAGACCCCACUGUGUCCAGGGAUGUUUUGAGGGUUCGGGCUCAAGCAUUGAAAAAGUUAGGAACAAUCUUCCAAGGUGCAAAAGCUGCUUACAGUAGAGAGAACAGUCUCCGCCAUGAAAAUGACACCAAAAUAGAUUCUGCUUCAUCACCGUAAUUGCUUCUUAUAUACAAAAAGCAAUUCCAUCGUCACUGUGAUGUAAGUGGGCAUAUUUAAGGUGAUGGGGUUUUAUAGCAUCGUAGCCAUCAGUUGAACUUUGAAGAGCAUGUUUCCGCUUAAUUUGGUUAGUUUAGUCUGGCACCCUUGACUUGAUUCCCUUUGCUUGUUUCUGUUGUAUUUAGUUGUACUUAUUUUGUAUGUACAUGAAUGAGCUACAUAAAUAACAAAUAGUGUUUUCAAGGCUGGAAA